This is a messenger RNA of Cyphomyrmex costatus, 1903 nucleotides long. RefSeq names its product signal transducing adaptor molecule (gene Stam). The coding region runs from base 162 to 1781 and encodes 539 amino acids. Gene Ontology annotation, molecular function: ubiquitin binding; phosphatidylinositol binding. NCBI's taxonomy places the organism in Eukaryota, Metazoa, Arthropoda, Insecta, Hymenoptera, Formicidae. Gene Ontology annotation, cellular component: ESCRT-0 complex. The transcript is spliced from 10 exons. Gene Ontology annotation, biological process: protein transport to vacuole involved in ubiquitin-dependent protein catabolic process via the multivesicular body sorting pathway. The record is from RefSeq and is a predicted model, not a curated record.
UGUCCGUUAGUGCGGCAGAGCGGAGUAUCGUCAGUUGCUUGGCCAGACGUUUGUGAGUAAAUAUCAGCUGGAUGCGUAGCGUUAUUUCGCGACGGCGUGCCGACGUGCGAGCGCGACGACAUUAAAAAUAAUUUUCACGGCUGUUCCACGAGAAAGCCGCGAUGAUGGGCCUCUUUCAGACCUCCUCGCCCUUCGACGCUGACGUCGAAAAGGCAACUAACGAGAACAAUGUAACGGAAGAAUGGGGAAAAAUAAUGGAUAUCUGUGACAAAGUCGGCACUUCCAGUCAAAAUUCUAAGGACUGUUUACGUUCUAUCGUUAAAAGAUUGUACUGUCAGGACCCUCAUGUAGUCGUGCAAGCUAUAACAUUGUUAGAUGCUUGUGCCAGUAAUUGUGGAAAAGUUUUCCAUUUGGAAAUUGCGUCCCGAGAUUUUGAAAAUGAUUUGAGAAAGCUUAUUAACCAUCCACAACCGAAAAUAGUAGAUAAAACCAAAGCACUUUUGAAAAAAUGGGUAGAAGGUGAUUUUAAAACAGAUCCACAAUUGAAUCUGAUUCCAAGUUUAUAUAAUAAACUAAGAAGUGAAGGCCAUGACUUUUCUUCUGUCUCGGAUACGCCGAAACGUUCUAGCACUCUAAGCAGAGAUCCUAAUGUAGUAACAAACUCGCAAGAAGAAUCAGAUAUUGCAAGAGCCAUACAACUUUCAUUGCAAGAAACUAAAGCUCAUACUCAAAGCACUUCAUCGCAUAGCUCGCCAGCCUCUAAAAAAAAUACUAGUUUAUAUCCUAGUAUGACUUCUGUGCUUGGAGCCCCAAGCACCUCUCAAGAAGGCAGGAAAGUACGUGCUUUGUAUGAUUUUGAAGCUGCAGAGGAUAAUGAACUGACAUUCUUAGCGGGAGAAAUAAUUAACAUUUUGGAUGAUUCUCAUCCAAAUUGGUGGAAAGGUAGCAAUCAAAGAGGUGAAGGGCUCUUUCCUUCCAAUUUUGUUACUGCUGAUUUGUCUGUUGAACCAGAACAGUUUACAAAAUUGGAACAUAGUAACAAGAAAUUAGUGCAAUUCGCAGAAGAAGUAGAAGUAAAAAUGGUAAAACGUGAACCUGAAGUGGUGGAAGUUGAAAUAGAUGAAAAGAAAAUGGAUAGAUUAUUACAUUUGCUUCACGAAGCUGAUCCGCAAUGUGAUACCUCUGAUCCUCAGGAAAUGCUCGAUUUAGAAGAUCAAGUUACUGCAAUGGGGCCUUUGAUUGACGCGGCUUUGGAAAAAGUAGACAGGCGGCAUGCGCAGCUUACCCAAUUAAGUUCCGAUUUGGUUGACGCUCUUAAUUUGUAUCACACUCUGAUGAGAGAACCUCCAACGCCGUCUGGUUACACUUUGCCUAAAAUGCAGCCACAUAUAAGUCCUUAUCCAUUCCACAAUCCGGGACCACCACCAACUCACAUGUUUAAUGGUAUGCCACCUCCGUUCCCUACUGGAGCAGCCUCAGGUCCGGUGGGGCCAUAUAACGCGAGUUUGCCAAGCACCGAGUACAUGGGUCCUACCAAUAUGCCAAACAUGACUUUACCCCAACAUUUUCAUGUUCAAUCGGGAUCCCACCAACAUCCACCUGGACAUCCACAAGGAUCAUCUUUGCCACCGCCUGAUCAAAAUAGCCUACCUUAUCAACCACAAGGCAGAUAUCCACCUCAAAGCGGCCCAACACCCGGGCUAUAUGGUCCGCCUGGACCUACAGGACCUGUAAAUCAACAAUCGCAAUAUGCUCCACCAAACGGGCAACACAUGAUGUAAAGCAAAGCUAUGCGUUACAAACUCAUCUUGUACUCUAAUUCAAGUUGUACACAAUAUUACUUUAUUAUAAUUAUUUAAAUAAACAUACCCAAAGUAGCCAAAGAUAAUGGGUUUUUAAUAAA